Linum tenue is the source of this 207-nucleotide messenger RNA. The record is from the annotation of a GenBank genome assembly. Lineage: Eukaryota; Viridiplantae; Streptophyta; Magnoliopsida; Malpighiales; Linaceae.
AUGCCAGAACUCUACAGAAAGAGAUAUAUAUGGGCGUCAAGCAACAGCGUGAAGAUGAAGUUGAAGCUGGUGGUGGACAAGAAGAGGAACAGGGUGAUCUACGCAGAGGCUCAAAAGGACUUCGUGGACCUGCUGUUCUACAUCCUCUCCCUCCCUCUAAGCGCCGCUGGAUUACAGCUCUGUUCUGGCUGCUUUCGAGGGCUUUGA